Messenger RNA from Selaginella moellendorffii, 553 nucleotides. RefSeq names its product IQ and AAA domain-containing protein 1-like. The transcript has 7 exons. Bases 85 to 510 code for a protein of 141 amino acids. The record is from RefSeq and is a predicted model, not a curated record. NCBI's taxonomy places the organism in Eukaryota, Viridiplantae, Streptophyta, Lycopodiopsida, Selaginellales, Selaginellaceae.
UGUGGCAAAGCCCUUUCGCUCGAGCAAACUUUCUCGUCUCCGCCGCGAUUUCUCCUCCAUUUUCUCUGGCGCCUCGCGGAUCCAAUGUCUCACGUAACGUAUGAUAAUCUGUGGGAGGACGCAAUGCGGGAGCUCGUGUCUGUUUUGAAGCUGGAAGUUCCCACUUACACAUUCCAGGGACCUCAGAACCUGGUGGACUAUUGUCGGAUUUACGUCAAGUACUCGAAAGCUUACAAGCUUCUCGAGGAAUGCUCCGACAUGCUAGUCCAUCCUCAAAAACGCAUGGACUGCAUGAAGACGCUCGAGGCAGUGGUCGGAAGGAUACUGGAGAUCAAGCACUGGAUGGUGCAUUUGAACACUGGAAAGGAAGUCAUCAAUCUUGAAGACACCUUGGUGAACAUGACGUUGUCUCCAGACACUGUAGAGAUCAUUCCUCCGCGGCACCUAGUGAAUGACAAUGCCAAAAAUCUCGAAAUCCGGGAGAAGUUUCUGCUGUCCAGCAUAAAGUGAUGGAGAAGCACCGAGCCGAGAAAGAGCUCGAGGAACAAGCCAG